AUGCCAACUUCGAGUUCCGUGCUGUUUGUGAUUUACAUAUAUAGUUUGUUUGUUUGAGUUCCACGGCGUUCAACGCUGCCUACGAUGUGGCUAGAUUUCAUCGCUUACUAUCUCUUGUCUUUCGCGUGGUGGUCAUCACCGUACUGACCUGAAACACCUAAAAACACGAUCCAACAACAAGAUUCUUUCGCUGUAUUUUGGGAAAGAUUUGAGCAAUGAACUGGUCCUUUUCAAUUUAUACAAAUUUCCUCUUCACGUAAGCCUAUGUAGCUUUUUGUGCUUGGUAUGCGAAAUUGAUUCUAUCGACAGAGUUAAUCAUCAGUUUUAGGCAUCAGGCGUUUUACAUUUUGAAUGAGGAAGCUCUUUGUAUUUGGGAUCGGAUUUGGCAAUAGCCAAUAUACAAUUGUUUGUGAUGAAUUUCUCAUCGAUUGCAUGCUGGAAUCGUACUUUGAGAUUAGUUAGUGUUAUCUUAUUUACAAUGAAAUACGAGUUCCAUACUGCACAUCGCGAUCUAAAAAUCUCUGCCCCCGAUCCAAUUUUGUUGUGUCAAUUUUUGACGUAUGGAAUUUAUCCUGUUAUAUAAGGCACUACUGCAUUGCAUUGCCUUCAGUUGAUUUGCUGCCUGUAUAUACAUUGUAAGCCUAUAGCCUAUAAAACAUCCAUCAGAAAUAAAUUGGAUCCGAAAAAAAUUGUCUUGUGAACAAACCUUUGGCCAAUUGGGCAACAUCAAAUUUUAAACUCGGCCUUUAGAAAACCUUUUUGUACUAAAAUAAAGAAUUCUUGUGUACCCAACAGGGCUUUACUGUUUGUUUAUUAAUAAACCUUUGUUAUCGAAGUGGAUAUCUUCUUAGAAUAAAGUUCCCUGGAGGGAGAGUUUUUUCUUUAUAGCGCAUGCGUUUUGCGACGGAAGCCAUAUAUUGUUGUAAUUCUUGUCGGUCCAAAGUCCUGAGGAAGGUUUUCCUGGACGAAACUGCUAGAAACGAUAUAAGCUCGUUAAACCACUAACCUCAUUCAAACGCAUUCCUUCGACGUUUAAUUGACGUUGGAGUAUUAAAUACCUCGUAAAUUCGUCAUUAGUCAAGGCCCACUUACCCUGAGGCUUUGAAAAACAAAGCUCAAUAUAUCUGUUUGGGAUUGGCUUUGUUUGGCUCUGUUUGUUGCUUCGAUUCAGAAUGUCUGUGUUCAUGGGUGUUUUGUAAAACCUCUUUCAGUAUUUUGUUCGGGAACUUUGCUUUUGAUUUUCUCGACACACCGUGACGCGGAAUUUGGGAUUGUUGUUGUUGGGGUACAAGAUUUUGUAUUACCUUUGUUAAAAACUGUAUGCGACGAGUUGCAUAGAUAUGCGAAUGCUUGAAAUAUUUACCGGAAAUAAAUAUGGAUUUAUUUCGUGUUGAAACUGGGACUAUUCCAGGUCGGAGUUGUAGCGAGGAGACGAUGCCUAUGUUAAAACGAGGUUCAAAGAAGGAUGAACUACCACUUAACUCGAAAGCAUUCCUUAUUCACGAUUCCCUUGCUUGCAUUGCAAAUAUAACGUUGAAGUUCGCCGAACCCACUAAUCAAGCUAAGAAUUAUCCAAUCCAACCGACUUCACCGGUGAGACACGAGUCGAAUUCCCCUGAAGUACCGGAAUACCGACAAUUGUCCCCAAAGAACCUAGAGGACCCUGCAUCUCGUAUCGGCGAGAACCUGCCUACCAAAACUAUCGAUAAUGAAACUUCUAAACUACCUCAUCAACCUUCAACGUCUUCGGCCUCUUUAACGGGUGAUUCACCUCCUGUUUCGGGCAAGAAAAAAACAUUGGGAGAAUUGGCAAAAGAAUGGAAUGCUAACCAGAAUCCUGGUCCAGUUCAAGUAACAGCUCAGGAAUCAAAUGAAAGCAAAUCAUCGCCACCCCCCGGCGUUGAUGACGUCGAUCAUACCCUGGUACGACACAGUACUUACUACUCAACUUCCUCGUCUACUCAGGGCCGGUCAAGCCACGAAUGCAGGCUCGAAAAUAAACUUAAGGCGAGACGUCAUUUAAAUCGCAACGAAGUGCGUCAAGAGAGGAAAAACAGUCCCCCAUUAAUCAGAUAUACAUGCGGCAUUGAAAAUUCGAAUAACAAUUGACCAAGGUGUAAAAUUAUAAAAGGACGGAGAGUAGCGUUAGAUAUACUUGAAUCAAAUGUUUAAAUAUAAAAAUGACAUGUCUAUUGCAAACCAAUUAAAGACCUAUAAUUAGAUAGAUAAUGAAUAUAAUUUAAAUGGUAAAAAUAUAAUAUAAAAGAAGCGUGAAUCAAUAAUUACAUAUAGUUCUUAUAUAAUGGUUCUUUGUAAUGCUUAAACUGUAAAGUUCGUUUUUCCAUCCCAAGGUAUUUCUUGGUGAACGUUAUCAAUGUGAUUUUGUUGUGCACGUUUUUGACGUGGUUUGAGUAGUGGUUUAUUCACCACCAUGGUAAAUAAUUGGAAAGAUGGCCGAUAUUAAACUUAAAAUAAAAUUCGUUUGCGUUGCCAUUUUGGGUGGCAAGAGAUUAUCAAUUAGUUGCUAGAAAUUCUAUACUAAGACUUCACGGCCCUAAUAAAAUAACAAGCAAAACUUCAAGAUACAUGACUAUACUACCAUCUCAUGCAGUUGCAUUGCAUCUUUCCUUUUACGUAACUGUACUUUGUAAUUAAUUUGCCAUCCAAAAUGACGGGAAUCGUACUUAGUGGGUUUGCUCAAUAUGCGCCGUAAGAAAAAAAAUUUUUUCGCAUGGUACGGUAAAUAUAGGCGCAUUAUUAGAGAACUUUGCAGGACUUUCUUACACACAUUUAACAACUCUGCAACCAAUUUAACUUUGCCUGUCCACGCUAGAAUCUUUCUUGUACGCGUUCUUAACGAAAGCAGACUUUAAUGUAAAGCAUGGAUAUCUUUUCUAGAGCCUCUUACAACUAAGUUAGAAUGUAUAUAGCUAUAUAUCGCCAAUUAAUUUCAUGCUGCUUCUAGAUUGAAUGCUAUAUUGCAGCAAUCUCUCUUGUAUUACUAAAAUCCAAUCCAUCGCUUUUCUCCUUUCUGUGGUAGCUACUUAGCCGACCUCAGGGGGUUAAAAAGAAUAGCCUGGAACUCUUGCACUAUUCACAAUGGUCCACAACGAAUUACUUGCAUUUAUCGUCUCAAUCAAAACUCGUGAAUAUAAUACUUAAUUUCUUUAUUACAAAUAACUGUGAAAUUAAUUUAAUUGAACUACCAUAAUACCAUCGAUAAUAUUACCUAACUUAAAAUCCCUAAAAUGAGGUUUGUUAGUAAAUCUAAUAAUUUUUAAUAAUUAUUUUAUUCUUGAAUCCUUAAUUUAUAUCUUCUAUUCAUGUAAAACAAAUAAAUAAACUGUGAAUAAUAUGGUAUGGGUUUCCUAAACCAAAUUUUAAUUACCCAGUGUGUUAAGUGGUUGCAUGGUCUGGAAACUCAAAUUUCGAUUUUGCAGAUAAAAAUUUCGACGUUUGAAACUAGUUCUACACUGCAUGAAUGUUGAGAUAACUUUGUGUAUUUAAUAAAUAUUUUGUGCAUCAAAAUUCCUUCACCUUACUGCAUGAGUAAUUCAUCGAGGUGAUGGCAAAGAAAAUCUUGUAUAUUUGCUUUCUUGUUAAAAAAAUCGUUUUUUUUCAACCUGCAUGAACAUGAAACAAAGCACAGUUAACCAAAGUUAGAACGAGUUUCCAGAUCUUGUCUUGAUCGACCAUAUACAACUCGCGUUUAAAUUAAUUUUUUUAUCCUAAUAAAGAACUCAAUAGAAGCUAUUUAUUGUAUUUUUUACUUAUCUUACUGAAAUUAUAUGUUGGAGAUUUUAAUAUAUUUGGUAAUUUUCCUGUAUGUAUCUUGUU
This is a messenger RNA of Dendronephthya gigantea, 3837 nucleotides long. RefSeq lists its product as uncharacterized. The record is from RefSeq and is a predicted model, not a curated record. The transcript is spliced from 4 exons. Lineage: Eukaryota; Metazoa; Cnidaria; Anthozoa; Malacalcyonacea; Nephtheidae. Bases 1375 to 2109 code for a protein of 244 amino acids.